Messenger RNA from Ostreobium quekettii, 591 nucleotides. The record is from the annotation of a GenBank genome assembly. Lineage: Eukaryota; Viridiplantae; Chlorophyta; Ulvophyceae; Bryopsidales; Ostreobiaceae.
AUGGCUCGUUUCUUUGGCGAGGAUGGUUCAAAGAAGUUGAGCCUCUCCGAAUUCAAGGCGUUUCUGAGGGAGCUUCAACAAAGGCUUUUAAUCAUGGAAUUCCUCCAUUAUGACCACAAUCACAGUGGUGUGAUUACUGGACGGGACUUCGCCCGGAGCCUCAUUGCAUCUGCAGAUGUGCGGAUCGUGGACAAUUACCUUGACAAGGUGUCUUCAAUGGAUGCGGCCCUCGGGAAUAGACGGUUCAACCAGGAGGAGUUCCUUUCAUUCUUCACGCUGGUAAACUACACCCACCUGCUGCGCACCGGGGCACGCUUCUUUCAGCAGGUCCGUGGCCCACUGGGGAAGGCCGAGUUUGCAGGGCUGGUGCAAAAGAUCUGUGGUGGGUUAGUGCUGCCAGACAGCCAGCUGGAGAUCAUCUUCCACCUGUUUGGCAGGCCGUGUGGAACGCUGGACAUCAAUGCAUUCUUGGACUGCCUGGCGAGGCGACGGAGGGCUAACAUGCUUGAGUGGGCGCAUGCAGACGGAGCUGAUUCAGGGUCUGGCCAGCUGUCGGUACUUCGGUGUCUGCAAGACUGCAUGAUGGGUUGA